Molecule: messenger RNA, 1522 nt
Organism: Tachysurus vachellii
Lineage: Eukaryota; Metazoa; Chordata; Actinopteri; Siluriformes; Bagridae
Gene: c22h1orf50
Product: chromosome 22 C1orf50 homolog
Exons: 5
Coding region: 128-745 (205 amino acids)
Source: RefSeq, a predicted model, not a curated record
AUAACCGAACCGGAAACUUGCCGAGAUGUUUUGUCCUGUCAGUACUUUGUUUUUAAUCCGAUUCGCAGGUUAUGACACGUGGAUACUUUUUUUAGUUUAAACGACACUUCUGGUAGUAUUUUAUCUUAUGUUAAAUCAGUAUCAGCAAAAUACAAGUGAACAUCAGCGCUGCCAAAUGGAUCAAACUGUCAGUUUACCGAAUCAGACUAAGAAAUUAGGCCCAGCCGCGUUGGUGGAAACAAACAGCAAUCCGAACGGCCUGGAGCUGGUGAGCUCAUAUCACACCAACCGAGUAGGAGACCCUAUGGACCUUGUCUCUCUGGCUCAGCAGGUUCAGAAGGGAGACGAAUUUGUCCGAGCGAACGCCUGCAACAGGCUGACCGUCAUCGCCGAGCAAAUACGAUACUUGCAGGAUCAAGCCAGAAAGGUGUUAGAGGACGCUAAGAGGGACGCCGACCUGCACCAUGCAGCCUGUAACGUCGUAAAGAAGCCAGGAAACGUGUACCACCUGUACGUGCGUGACUCUGGCCAGCGCUACUUCUCUAUACUCUCCCCGCAGGAAUGGGGUUCUAGUUGUCCACACAAGUUCCUCGGGGCUUACAAACUGCAGUACGACAUGUCCUGGACUCCACUAGAAGACGUUGAGAAGCAGGAAGCUGAAAUCAGCGUAAUGGACAAACUCCUGAACAGUCAAACGGCUCUUCCGUCCAGCACGGGACCAAACUUCAACGGUCUUCCAAACUGAUCUGACGCCCUGUGUGUGUGUGUGUGUGUGUGUGUGUGUGUGUGUGUAUAUGCUCAACAUAAUCAAUUUAAACACACAAGCAUCGAAGAAAUCAGACGAUGAGCGUAUGUGGGCGAGUCCGUCGUCUGUUUCUGUACUAAAACCUAGAGACAAACAGAUUAUUAUAAACAGACAGAUUCUAACGGGAAAUACGGAUGAAAAAUUAGCUGACGUUGGAAAAAUUGGCUGAUGGACCACAUGACAAAGAGAAAAGAUUAGAAAGCUGUGAAUGAUUAAACCUGCUCAGGUGCAGAGCAGCAGACCCAAACUUUUUGGAAACCAUGUUGACAAGCCGUUAUUUAAAGGGGAAUUUGUCCUGUCACACUUGUUGAUGCAAUAUAAAUAUGCAAAUAAGAAGGAAGUUAAUCCAAGGUUUAGGAAUGGACAGCAUGAAAUGUCAGAUUAUGAAGAGCCAGGAUUACUUGUAUUAGAGUACGAACAGUGCGAAACCUCAAACAACAUAUACCAGUGUUCCCUUUAACUUGGGUUUACUAGGACCCAGGGGAAAUAUUUCACCUGUGAAAAGCCUUAGAAACUUCGGGGUUAUGAUUUCAGGGAAUUGUGUGAAAAUGUUCUAUAAGGAGAUUUAUAUUCCGGAUUUUCUGAUAGAAGUUUCCACUGUUAGAGCUUUGUAAUAUUUACUUAACCUUGUGGUCAUUUUUUUUUAAUUUGUUUGGUCUGCCUGAACAGUACAACGUGGCUGCUUGAAAAACAAUAAAAAUACAAAGUGUGUGAUUA